Molecule: messenger RNA, 488 nt
Organism: Drosophila hydei
Lineage: Eukaryota; Metazoa; Arthropoda; Insecta; Diptera; Drosophilidae
Exons: 2
Coding region: 130-357 (75 amino acids)
Source: RefSeq, a predicted model, not a curated record
AACCAGCUGUGCUUAGUCCCAUUUGGCCAGUCUAACUUGUAACAUUUCUUUGAAACAAAAAAUUCGAAUUUAUAAAAAAUACCCGAAAAAACGAAACCGAAAAUAUAAUAUAAAACGCUGAGCCUGAAAAUGUUCAAGGAGUUCGUAACGUAUGUGCAUCAUGUUGCGCAUAAAUUUUGCAUGGCUCGUCCCUUGGUCGUUGCACGUGGAACUGCUUGUCGCCCCAUUGUAAAGAAUUGUAUUUUGGCCAAUAUUAUAUUCUUUAUAGCGAUCUUUACACCACUUUACGUGUGCCUGAUUAAGGAUGUCCUUAGGUUGCUGCGAGAUCUUAACGCACGGUUCACCGAUGAGAAGUAACUCGGAGCCGUUGCCAACUCUUUGAGGCGUUGAUUGGCCAGAUUUUAUCGUAUUGAAACACAUAGAUACAGCGUACAGUUACCCGCUAAUAUCCACUCAAUAUAUAUUUAUAUAGUUUCGAUUGUGUGGCA